This is a messenger RNA of Ostertagia ostertagi, 2874 nucleotides long. The record is from the annotation of a GenBank genome assembly. Lineage: Eukaryota; Metazoa; Nematoda; Chromadorea; Rhabditida; Trichostrongylidae.
AUGGGUUACAUUCAUAGAGAUGUUAAGCCAGAUAAUAUGUUGAUCUCUCGAAGUGGUCACAUAAAACUUGCCGAUUUCGGUACUUGCGUGAAAAUGAACAAAAAUGGAGUCAUCAAGUGCUCGACAGCCGUUGGUACACCAGACUACAUUGCUCCUGAAAUUUUGCAAAAUCAGGGUAAAGAAGCUGAGUUUGGCACCGAAGUGGACUGGUGGGCAGUUGGAGUUUUCAUUUAUGAAAUGUUGAUUGGUGAAACACCAUUCUUUGCGGAAGCCUUGGUGUCGACCUACUCUAACAUCAUGGAUCACAAAAAUAGUCUCCGUUUCCCUGAUGAACCUGCGAUCUCAGCACAUGCAAAGGAUCUCAUAAGGAAGUUCCUCUCGUCAGCCGACGUCAGGCUGGGAAAAUCAGUAGACGCAAUUCGAGCACACCCAUUCUUCAAGAAUGAUGAAUGGACGUUUGAGACUCUUCGUAAUGCUACUCCUCCGGUCAUUCCCGAGUUGAAAGGCGAUGAUGACACUACUCAUUUUGAGGACAUUGAAGCGAAACCCAUGAAUGAGUCCUUCCAGCUCCCAAAGACUUUUAUUGGGAAUCAACUACCAUUCAUUGGCUUCACCUACUCGAACGAGUUGAGGAUCAUAUUGAAGUUUGCUAGCCAACUAGCACUUCCUUCCAGCCCUAUCUUGAAAAUCCAAGAAGCGACUGGCUCUAAUCCACCCAUUAACACAGUAGCCAAGGAACAAGCUCCGUCAAUAUCAAAUGGAAUAUCAGAUAGCGAAUUUGAGGAAGUGAAUAGUCAGCUCGCAGCGGCGAAAUCAGCUCUUCUCGAAUCUGAAAAGAAGCUACGAUCCCAGCUCGAAGAGACGGGUAAAAAGGAGGAAACCAUUCGCAAAUUGGAGGCGACGUGUACCGAAAAUUUGCGGAUUACUGAAAACGAAAUGGUGCAAAUGCAAGAACGCCUGAGGCAGCUGUCGGAGUCAGCCAAUGAUAGGCGGAUGGAACAGGAGUUGCGAGUUCAACGCGAAGUCGUGCGCAGUCUCGAGGAAAAACUGGCCAAGGCUCGCGAAGACGAGGCGGCUGCUAAACUCGAGGUGCGUGAGGUGCUCAAUAAACUCGCCGAAGAGAAGGAAGCUAGUCGAAGGCAGGCUAUGACUAUUGGGGAUCAAAAGCGAGAAAUUGAGACCCUACGAUUGAAGAUUUCUGACCAGAGCACGAAAGAGGAUGAGCUCACGAGAAAGCUGAAAAAGGCACUCGAGGAUAGGAAGGAAAAUGGCAUUUUCCAGGUCGAUCAGCUUCGUCGUGAACUUUAUCAAGAAACGAAAAAGAAGUCCGAUGCUCAAGCCGAAUUGACUAAUGAAAAUAUGAAGCUGAAACGCGAGCUGCAAGAUUAUGAAGUCCGGUUGGAAGUGAUGAAGCAGGAAAACUGUAGUUUGGAAUACCGAUUGAGCAACAUCCAAGAAGAACAAAACAGGGAUCAGCAGUGCAUUAGCUUGUAUCAGAGCGAAAUCAAGAUGGCUCAUGAACACGCUGAAGACCGUGAGAAAUUGCUCAGGAACUCCGUUAUCGAAUUGGAAAAAGUCGCUGAUCAGUACAAAAACCUUGUCGAAAAUGAGCGCUUGGCAAGGCAGAUCGCUGAGACGAAUGUGAAUGAGUUUGACAAGGAAAAGACUAUGCUGAAAGAGGAAGUUAAGCAGCUUGUUGCUCGCCAUGAAAAGGAGAUUCAAGCCAAGGACAUGCAGAUAGCCAUUUUGAGUGAAAGAGAAUCGGAGUUGGAACUAUCGCGUUCAAUGACCCAUCUCAAUGAAAAAGCAGCGGAGAUCGAAGAAGCUGAAGCGGUGAUUGCUGACUUGAAGAGCUGGACCUCGAAAAGGCGCACAAAAGAGGCUGUUAUCGUGAAGCUUGAGGAAGAAAUGGCGAAGCGAGUCGACAAGAAGGGAGGCAAGCACAUCACAAAGGCUGAUCUGCUGAAGAAAGAUCGCGAAAUCAUCCACCUCCAACAAGAAACUCGCCGUCUUGGAAUUCAGCUUGACGAGGUGUACAGUGAUAAGGUGCGAAUGAUGACAGACAUGACCAGGGAGUUGGAAGAGGAAGUUGAAGAGGAAACAAACGACAACGAUGCGAACUCAAAAGAAGAGUUGGACGAGGUAAAGCGAAGGCGGGAUGGCACGAUAGAUGAGACACGAUCAGUUGAUUCACGUGACAGUAUACCGCAUGCCAUACGCAAUCUUCCGCACACCGGUUGGGUGUCAAUGAAACCGGAGAAGCGAAGCGCUGGAAGUAGGAAAAUGAAGUGGGUCAACUACUACGCUGUGCUGAACGCCGUCGCCUUCCAGUUGUUCCCUGACGAGAAGCCACAUUCCGCUGCUGUCAUGUCGAUAGAUACCCGCCAAUUGUGUCAUGUUCGCUUGGUUACCGCCGCUGAUGUCCGUGUUGCUGAUGCUGAACAAAUACGGAGGAUAUUCCACAUCAUGUUUGAUGAUCGCGACAGUGGUUCCACAAGUCGGAAUGCCUCAACUAAUGACCUAAGCGUGUCGUCGGCUUCACAGAAAGAUGAGUCAUGGAAGAGCCACGACUUCCAAGAGUUGACUUUCCAUAUGAGCACUUACUGUGAUAUCUGUAGCAAGAAGCUCUCCGAUCUCGUCCGACCGCCACCAGCUUAUGAAUGCAAAAACUGCCGGUUGAAGAUUCAUAAAGAUCACGUCAAUACACCACAGUUGACUGUUUGUAAAUACACUGGUGUUGUUCGAGAAUGGCUAUUGAUGGCGUUGACAAAGGAGGAAUGCAAUCAAUGGGUGAGCCUGCUGCAGAGAGUGAUGGCGACGCAGAGCUCCAAUCCGAUAUCGCGUGUGUCGUCGAAAAUCCUUUCUGUCGCAUUA